This is a messenger RNA of Pocillopora meandrina, 1567 nucleotides long. NCBI's taxonomy places the organism in Eukaryota, Metazoa, Cnidaria, Anthozoa, Scleractinia, Pocilloporidae. The record is from the annotation of a GenBank genome assembly.
AUGUUAAAAUUUUGUUACUUCGGAUCACUUGUGAUCAUUGGUUCCCAGGCUAAAAGAGAACUCCUUACAGCUUUACUUAUAAGUGUUUAAAUCUUGAUACAUAAAAAUUUUUCGAUUCUUCACAAUUUGAAUGCGAUGGGGAACGAAAUUAAGAAACCAAGACCGUUCUUUUGGCUCGUUCUGCGGUUAUGGCGUCCAACUCGUGCAAGGUUUUUAAUUUAGACGUGAGUUUGUCCAUAUCGUUAGGAGUGCACCCCGGGUACUGAAGAAUCUGCAGGUAGCUUUCCACCAUCCACGCUCUGAGACUCAUGGCUCUAGUGACAAAAGGAAAUUUGUUGAUGACGGGUUCAAACGAUUCACCUUCGUUUCACCCUUUACACCCUAACAUCAGGAUGCAUAUUCUCCAUACUGCUCUCUAUACAUUUCCUAAGAUGAUGACAGGGAGAAUUUGUUUAACAAUCAAGAGCUUCUUCAGUUGGUGAUCAUUUCAUUUUUUCUCAUGACCUUAAUGUUUGAUCCAGGGUCAAUAAUGUGAGGAGAAAGGAGAUUUUUCUCUGUUGAACGUCCACGACCAAUAAUGCUGCGCAUUGAUUUUUAGGAUUUGCUGUUCGGAUUGUUAAAUUUAAGGAAAUUUACAGAUUAUGACAGUUUGCUACAAUAAAAUUACAUCAAAAAGUCAACAAAGGAAAUUAGAGGAACUUUUCGUUAAAAAAUGGUGCCAUUAAUAGGAAAACCUGCAAAGAAAAAAAUUUGCCUCAAGAAUAAAUUAUUUCGAAGUAAAAUAACACUAUCGACACCUGAACACAAGCAGCAUGCUCCGGUGGAAACUGUUUAAGAAUGAUUAUCACCAUCUCGAAGUGUCCUUGAGCAAUUUUUGUCGUGAUUGUCAAAUCCUCUCUUGUUACUCUUGAAGUAAACAGCAUUCCAGCGCUUCCCCACGCGAUUGACGUUGAAGAAGAAUCUGACAUAAACUCUCGAAAUCUGGAGGAUAAAAUGAAAUUUAAAACGAAGAUAAGUCUUAAUAUCUACUUUUUAACUUACUCUUGAUGGAUAUAUCCCACUACAAUUAUAAAAAAAGAUGUUGUCAUGCUCAAGGUCAUUAUUUGUGUCGAGGCUCAUCUGUACAUGAUGCUAUAUAAUGAGUUUGAAAAAAUACCAAAUGUAAUUAGUAAGAGUAGGCGAGAACACAAUAGAAUAACAAUAAAACAUGAGUUCAGGGGUGUGUUGAGAUAUUUCUCUUAAUUAGGUGGAAAAGUCACAAAACUAAUGGAAUCUCCUGAAGCCUAUUGAUGUGGAUUGUAGAAAGGCGAACAAAUCAGUUGAAAAGUAUAGAGAAUGAUAACCAGGAAAACUUAAUCAUCACAACUCUUGCAAAUUAAACUACACCUUUUGCGAAUAGUCAUUACAAGCUAGCUUUUCAAGUUCAUCGCAAGUCAAAUGUCGAUUCAUGACAUCCUGCUUUCUUACUUGGUGGUGUUACGUAAAGGGAAAGAUCACUCCACUAACACAGAGUUAUGAUGUGGAUUAUAGAAAGGCGAACAAAUCAAUUGACAAGUAUAGGGAAUGA